GCCAUGGAAAGAACCACAAAGAUGCAGCAUCUGUGCGAGCCACACACCCCAUUCCCGCCGCCUGUGGGAUCUACUACUUCGAAGUGAAGAUUGUCAGUAAAGGUCGAGACGGCAUGGUGUCCAGCUACCUGGUGCAUCAUGGGUACUGCGCCACCGCCACAGCGUUCGCCAGAGCCACAGAGACCGACAUCCAAGAGGACCAGUCAUCUAUAAAGAAUAGACAAAGAAUACAGAAGCUGGUUUUGGCGGGAAGGGUCGGCGAAGCCAUAGACGCCACUCAGCAGUUCUACCCCAGCCUGUUAGAGCGCAACCCCAACCUCCUGUUUAUGUUGAAGUGUCGUCAGUUUGUGGAGAUGGUGAACGGAACCGACAGCGAGGUCCACUGCCUCACCGUCCGCUCGCCCAAGUCCCAGGACAGUUACCCCGGGUCGCCCAGCUUCAGUCCCAGGCACACAGCCAGCAACACACACCUGCACAGCUCAGGUGCAGACAGCCCCACCUGCAGUAACGGGGUGACUCUCUCCAAGUCUAAGAACCACGGCAGCAGCUUGAAGUACCCCAGCGCCUCCUCCUCCGCCUGCUCCUCCUCCUCCUCCUCCCCCUCCUCCAUAAACUACUCAGAGUCCAACUUCUCCGACUCCACCAAGAGUCAGCCGCACAGCACCAACAGCACACAGGAAACCAGCGACAGUGAGAUGGAGAUGGAGGCGGAGCACUACACCAACGGCGUGGUGGAGGGGUCGACGGCGCGGAUCAUGAACGGGACGUACAAACACGAAGAGAUCCUCCAGCCCGACGACAACAGCAUCUGCAACGGGGUGGCAGAGUCCCAGAACCUGCCCAAACAGCCCCCCCUGAUGUUGGCGCUGGGCCAGGCCACGGAGUGCGUUCAGCUCAUGGGUCGGGUCCGCUCCGGGUCCUGCUCCUUCGCCAGAGUCGACUACUUCCUGCGCUAGCCCUCGCUCAGGUUUACGGCGCGCAGCACUGACAGGAGGCGUGUCCAGUUGUCACGGCGUUGGUGGGCGAGCAUUCGUCUGAUUGGCCGACGCACCGACAGAGAAGGGAGGAAGGCUUCCUAUUUAAUUUAGUAUUAUCAAAUAAAGAAACGUGUGACACUAUUUAAAGAUUA
Molecule: messenger RNA, 1129 nt
Organism: Austrofundulus limnaeus
Lineage: Eukaryota; Metazoa; Chordata; Actinopteri; Cyprinodontiformes; Rivulidae
Gene: ranbp10
Product: RAN binding protein 10
Molecular function (GO): protein binding
Source: RefSeq, a predicted model, not a curated record